CAGUCCUCUCAGUUUUUCUGUCAGCCGCACUUCAACUUCCUUGUUUGCCCACAAGAACUGUUUCCUCUUUCGCGUUCUGAUGACGUUCUUCUUCGAGGCACGACUUCAGUUCUGUCUCCUGUGUUCACCUGACAAAGACGAUCAAAUCCACACUUCACAAAGUGAUAGGAAUACUGCGUGUUUCUGGCAUCGAGUUGUCUUCUGUUUUACGGACUGACUGAUACGCUUGUCGUGCUGGGCCGAGGAGCAGGGCUGCUUGGAUGCAUCCCUUUGUGUGUGUGUGUGUUUUAUGUGACUGGAUGUGUGUGUGAGAGAAGGAAGAGAGUGAAAUGGUGUACGUAGGUGUGACAGUAAUGCAUUUCGAUAAGCAGUAGCACACACGCUGCGUGUGUCAGGGUGUGUAGGUUUUGUGUGUGUGUGUGCCUGUGCGUGUGUGUUUAUGAUGUCGGGAGACACCAGCACCCUGUCCUGGAGGAGCAUGUCUCCCACCAACCAGUCAGAUUCCUCAGAUGCGUCUCCAACUGCACAAGUCACCAGGGACAGCAUCUUCUCCGUGAAGAUCAUCAAAGUGUGUUUCCUUAGCAACAGCUCUAACAUGGGCAAGAACUUCAAACUGGUCCGCUGUGAGGAAGGCUGGACUGUCAGGACUAUCAUCAAUGCGGUGCUGUCCAGUGGCUGUGUGGGUCCAGACAUAAAAUACAGGCUUUGUUAUGGCCUCCUCCUCAAACACCUCAAGUCCUCGGUGAUACACUGGCUGCACCCAGACCUGACUGUGUCUGAACUGAUCCAUCGCUACGAGCAGCAGCACCUAGAGGCUGAGUGGAGAUAUGAUCUGAGGAUCAGAUACAUCCCGUCAGACUUCAUGGAGAAAUUUAAAGACGACAGAACCACUAUGCUCUACUUUUACCUGCAGGUACGAAGUGACUAUAUGCAGCAGUAUGCCUCGAAGGUCAGCGAUGGGAUGGCUCUGCAGCUCGGAUGUCUGGAAAUCAGGAGAUUCUACAAAGACAUGAAUCCAAAUGGACUGGAGAAAAAGUCCAACUUUGAACUGUUAGAGAAGGACGUGGGGCUGGACCUGUUCUUUCCCAGAGAGCUGAUCAACAGCAUGAAGCCUAAGCAUUUACGUCGGCUGAUCCAGCAGACAUUCCAGGGGUACUCCACUCUGAAGCAGGACCAGUGCAUCAGCAGGUUCUUCACCACUCUGGCUCAAUGCUACAGCUUCACACAGGAGAGCUUCGCAUGCCAGCUGGUGCACAGUUGGAACCUAACGAUAGAGCUGGUCAUCGGCCCUGAAGGCAUCAGCCAGCAAAAUGAAAACUCCACACCCAUCUGUUUGGCCACGCCCUCUCAGGUGUGCAGUAUCUCCUGCUCUGCAGAGAAUGACAGUCGGGCUCUGCUCACCGUAAACAUAGAGGGAGCCAAACAGUCGCUGUCAGUGAACACGUCCUCUCUGGCUAUGGCAGAAAACAUGGCCGACUUGAUCGAUGGCUACUGUCGGCUGGAAGCUGGCUCCGAGAGCUCACGCAUUAUCCGGCCAAACACAAGGAGAAACACGAGACACAAACUUCCUGACAUCCCAAAACAUGGUGGAUCCAGUGGCCCUGACAACGGUUCGGAUAUUUAUGCUGAAAUUCCAGAGGACACAGCUGCCUCUGACAAGCACAGAAUCUCCAGAGAUGACCUCGUUGUGGGUCGGAUCCUGGGCGAGGGAUUCUUCGGAGAGGUUCACGAAGGAGUAUAUAAAAGCCCCACAGGAGAGAGGAUCAGUGUGGCCAUCAAAACGUGUAAGGACUGCUCAGCUGAUGUGAAGGAAAAAUUUCUCAGUGAAGCAGGCUUGAUGAAACAUUUGGAUCAUCCCCACAUUGUGCGUCUGAUCGGAGUCAUUGAGGUCGAUCCUGUCUGGAUAGUCAUGGAGCUCUACAAACACGGAGAGCUGGGGAAUUAUCUGGUGGAGCAGCAGUACAUCCUGACCAGUGACACAUUAAUCCUGUAUUGUCUGCAAAUCUGCAAAGCCUUGGCUUACCUGGAGGGGCUCAAUAUGGUGCACAGAGAUAUCGCGGUGAGAAACGUCCUUGUGGCAGCGCCCGACCUUGUCAAGCUUGGUGACUUUGGCCUUUCUCGCUACGUUGACGAACAAGAAUAUUAUAAAGCCUCAGUCAGUCGAUUACCUAUCAAAUGGAUGGCACCCGAGUCCAUCAACUUCAGACGCUUUACCACAGCUAGUGAUGUCUGGAUGUUUGGUGUGUGUGUGUGGGAGACCUUCUCGAUGGCGCAACAGCCGUUUUUUUGGCUGGAAAACGGGCAGGUGAUCAACCAUUUGGAGUCAGGAGUUCGACUCCCCAAACCACAGCUAUGCCCGCCGCCCAUAUACUCCCUGCUCAACCACUGCUGGGCCUAUGAGCCGCAAGCCCGUCCCAGCUUCAGCCAGCUGGUCUGCUCCCUGAGCGAGAUCCACAGGAUGGCGUUGGAGCAGGAGGCGGGUGUGAGGCGAAACAGACAGCGCCCUGUCUCAUCAAUGCUUGAUCCUCCUCUUACAGAGCCUCCACCCAAGCCAUCCAGACAAGGCAACACCCUUCCACGGAUUACGCACACACAGAGAACUGACAGCAGAGAUAGCAGGCCACCGUGGGAGCAAGAGAGAGAGAAAGUGGAGGACACUUUACAAAGACAAAGGAGGGAGAUGUUGAUGGAUAAAGAGUGGCUUGAACAGGAGGAGAAACAACUGCCCCACGAGCUGGUGUCCAGAUCCCUAGAAAAUGGUCCUCCAGUGAAGCCUCCAAUGCCUCCCGUUGUCACACAGCCUCGGCCCACAGCUGAGCUGGAUCGAUCAGGUGAUCAGGUUUACACUGGCGUCAUGGCGAUGGUGAAACAGGUGGUCCAGCUGAAGAAUGAUGUCAACAGAAUGCCCGCCUCUGAGUAUCCCAGUGCUGUCAAAGCGGUUGGUAUCACUCUCCGUAGCCUGAUUCAAAGUGUUGAUGAGAUCCUGCCCUCUCUGCACUGCUCUGUCACCACAGAGAUUGAGGGCACUAAGAAACUCCUGAACAAGGACUUAGGGGACCUGAUUAAUAAGAUGCGACUGGCCCAGCAGAACGCCGUCACGUCGCUGAAGGAGGAGUGUCAGCGGCAGAUGCUGGCGGCCGCUCACACUCUGGCCCUGGACUCCAAAAACCUGCUGGAUGCUGUGGACCAGGCUCGAGUCCGGGCCAACUUGGCCAAUCCCAAACCUGCCUCGGACAAUGCAGAGGACGGCGGGGAACGAGGAGAAUAAAGUUCCCUGUGGAUUGACCUCCGUGAAGAAGCGCGAUGCUUCCUCUGCUCUUGCUGAUGAAAGACUUCAUCGUGUAUUUUCUCUGAAAAGAUGAAACCUAUUUAGGCUAAACUGAGCAUUUCCUGAAGCUGAAAUCAGACAACCACAAUGUAUAAAAGCAAUAAAGUUUAUAUUGUUUUAUCUUUUUUAUUCUUUUUACUGUUUUUACCAUUAAAGACAAACAGACUCUGCACUUUC
This is a messenger RNA of Scatophagus argus, 3505 nucleotides long. RefSeq names its product protein-tyrosine kinase 2-beta-like. Gene Ontology annotation, molecular function: protein tyrosine kinase activity; ATP binding. Gene Ontology annotation, cellular component: cytoskeleton; focal adhesion. Gene Ontology annotation, biological process: signal complex assembly; protein phosphorylation. Bases 440 to 3268 code for a protein of 942 amino acids. NCBI's taxonomy places the organism in Eukaryota, Metazoa, Chordata, Actinopteri, Scatophagidae. The transcript is spliced from 30 exons. The record is from RefSeq and is a predicted model, not a curated record.